Messenger RNA from Cladocopium goreaui, 2770 nucleotides. The record is from the annotation of a GenBank genome assembly. Lineage: Eukaryota; Dinophyceae; Suessiales; Symbiodiniaceae.
AAAGGGAUUGCUUCCAAAGAAAAUGCUUGGAUUGCCGCGAGAAAACCUCGCAGCUGAGGUGCCCAGCAGAAACAUAUCCGACUCCAGCAAUGGCUUGGGACAGUUCAUCUAGUUCAGACGAGCCACUCCAGCAAAGAGCAUCUCGAAGGAUCUUAUCAGGCAGAACGCCUCGACAAAUCCCUCUUCUAGCAGAUUCUUCUGAUGAAGAAAUCGCUUCAGUGUCUCCAAAAAUCGUGAAGCCAAGAGAAGGCGAAAAGGCGGAACAGGAUGCAAAAAGCGAAACCGGAGAUAGCAGAGAUAGCUCACCUGCAAAAGAACUCUCACUAGCGAAGUUCGCCCCAGAGAAGCCAGAGAAUGUGGAGAGCAACGUUGCUGACGUUGCUCCAGCCGACACUUCCCUGGUGGAUAGCAACAGUGAGCGCAGCGAGUCCAAGAGUGUGGUCAGGACGGGCUGGCGCUUCAAAGCCCAAGACAGAGCUGUGGACUCCGAGGGAAACUGCGCGGACAGGUCAAAAAGUCCACGUAGUCCAGGGCGACGAGCUGCUCGCUGGAAUAGUCAGGCCAUGAAGAUUCAAGAGACCUCAGAAACGCAGGUUUUUGAACGGCUCUACAACGAUUUCCUGCAAAAGACGCAGGUUGAGAAGUUGGCGUCAAAAGAGCCGAGGGUCAAGGAGUCAGAAGGGCAGGUUUUUGACAGGCUGUAUGAGGACGCUCUCGUCAAAAGGCACAAAAGAGAGGCUGCCGAGAAGCGCGAAGCCAAAGAGAAAGAAGAAGAGCAGCAACUUCUCCGACUCCAGGCUCCUGAGGAGCAAGUGAUGGCCAUGUGCCAGCGGCUCUAUGAUAGGCGAAAGGUGAAAGAGACGACAGCUUUGGAGCCUCCAAAACUACAGGAUCCAGCUGAUGCCCUUGAGACCAACAGGAAACUGCAUUCUUUUGUCCAGCACCAAAGUGUUUGGAAUGCCAACCGCGUCGCCAGGGCAGAGGCCGAGCGUGUCAAACAAUUGGAUUCGGAACGUAGGUAUUUGGAGGAGAACAGUAUUCAUCGAUCCUUGACGCCCGUCCAUGGCUGCUAUGAUCGGCUUUACAAGGACUUUGACAAGCGGGCAGCCCGUUUGGAAAAGCUACGGAAUGCUCAGCAAAGUGAGGAUCGGAUGACCCCUAAAAGCUCCCCAAGGCCCGGCGUGGACACCACAGAGGUUUCUACACGUCUCCACGGUCACUUUGAGGAGAGGAAGAAUCGUUUGGAUCAGAAGCGGAAAGAACAGGAGGAAUACAUCCGUUGGCGCUCGCAAGAUCCUCGCUCGGUUCGUUCAGCUCGGUCUCAAAGUCCCAGAACUCCCUCUACUGCAACUGCCUUGUCACAAACCUCGAGCGAAAGCACCUGGAGAACUCGACCAGGAACACCCAGAGGCAACUCGCGCUCUGUCACCCCUGACAAGUCAAGAUCUCCUCGGAAUGCUGCGAGGGCAGGUGCCAACAGUGCCAACCAGGGCAGCAAAGAGGCGAAGCCAGAACUUGAAGCCCCGCGAAAGCCACCACAGCCACAACCAGAUCCGCAAGACCAACCGACAGAGGCGAAGGCAAAGUCAGAGAAGUCGGAGACGAGUCUCCGCGCAGAGGUGGAGGUGAGCAUAAUUUCUGCCAGAGGGGCUAUUCUUAUGGAGACGAAAGAUGAUUCCUGGACUUGCUCUGUCGAGGUGGGCGCAGCAGCGAAACCCAAGAAGAUCAUUUUGCAAACGGAGCAGCAGAUGGGCCGAAGCCCUGUGUGGGAUUCCAAAGCCCAAGCGACCUUGUUCCAGCCCGAUGUCCUUCAGUUCAAGAUAUGCAACGCGGUUGGGUGCAUGGCGCAAACCUCGUUGAGUGUGGCAUCCAUCCUCAUGAUUUGCUAUUCUGGCUUUGAUGGAGAGCUCAAGCUACAGCCAACGUCACCGGUGGCGAAGCGGGGCGACGAAGACGAAGACGAAGAUGAUGCGACUUAUCUUCACGUUUCGAUGCGGGUUCUGGUCGUCACAGAAAAGCGGCAGAUCCCAGACUGUGACGUGGAAAAGAUCCCGGAAGAAAGCGAAAAAAAUGCAGAAAGUGCACCUCAUUCGCAUCGCAAAGUGCAUCCCCACGAAGGCUACAAGGCCAAACCCUAUGGCAUUGUCACGGAGCAGAUGCGUCGUCAAACGGAUAGAAUGAAGGACAGAACGAAGCCAGGCAUGUCUUUAAAGUCUUCAAAAUCGUCAACGGUUGGCACUGCAUUUCGCUCUGCCGCACCUGGCGGUCGGCAGUCUCAGGAGGCACCCAACGCACGCGGCGCAUCACGGAAACCACUUGUGCAAAGCGCCCCGAAGGGCCCGAACGGCCCGCAGACCCCCAAGAGGAAGGAGACCAGCAAUGCGGGCAAAGACCAACAGCCCCAAGACAGCAAAAUACAAGUGCCCACGGAAGAACAUAAAGUACAACCAGACCAACAUCACCAACCACGAAAGCUGCGACAAAGGUCUAGGAUUCGAACCAUGCGGAGCGUUUCAUUUGACAGGAGCACCAGGAGCACUCCGGGUGACAGCUAUGAAGUUGAGAUUCUUAUCACAGAACCCUUCCUGACCGUCAACAUCGAGGACGAGUUCCUGCCAAGACAUUUAAGACGUGAAAUGACUUGAGAUUACUUGAGAUGACUUGAGAAUCUUGAGAGCACUGGAGCUGUUAACGAAUCCAGCUGACCCAGCUGACCCUGACCAUCACUGUAUGAUUUCAAGUUUGGGAGUGUCGACGUAAUGUUUGUUUC